This is a messenger RNA of Hylaeus anthracinus, 1317 nucleotides long. It is a transcript of the gene mtTFB2, whose product is annotated as dimethyladenosine transferase 2, mitochondrial-like. The record is from RefSeq and is a predicted model, not a curated record. Gene Ontology annotation, biological process: transcription initiation at mitochondrial promoter; rRNA methylation. The transcript is spliced from 3 exons. Gene Ontology annotation, cellular component: mitochondrial matrix. Lineage: Eukaryota; Metazoa; Arthropoda; Insecta; Hymenoptera; Colletidae. Gene Ontology annotation, molecular function: rRNA (adenine-N6,N6-)-dimethyltransferase activity; mitochondrial transcription factor activity. The coding region runs from base 1 to 1245 and encodes 414 amino acids.
AUGAGAAUUUUGUGUAGAAAUUUACUAAUGUCGUCGAAAACCUUUAUAUCGCCAAUUAAAAAAUCUCAAAACAACAUUAUUCAACGAAUGAUAAAUAAAUCUGCUUUAUGUUCGAAUUGUAUACAAAUUGCGAAUAGUAAAACGGAAGAGAGUAAAAAAAAAAAGAAAAAUAAUAUUAACGAUUACAUGAACAGUAUCAAUCCAAAAUCUAUAAACAAAAUUAUACAAAAUUAUUUAUCGUUACGUACGAGAGGAAAUUUAUAUCUAAUUAAUGCUGAAAUAGCCAAGCAAUUUGUUGAUUUUAUUAUAGACGAUUUAUUAAAGAAUGCAACUCAUGUAAUCGAAUUGAAUCCAGGUCUCGGUUAUUUGACAAAAGAACUAUUGAAAGCUGGUGUACCAUUUGUACAUAUGUAUGAAAAUGAAUCUGCUUUUAAUACUAUACUAGAGAAAUUGUGUCAGCAAUUUCCAAAACAGUUGUCUAAAAAAAAUGCGAAUCUUUUCGAUAUAGCGAAAAUGAUGUAUUCAGCCAGCUUUACCACUGGUGCAACAUCUUAUGUAUUUAAAUUAUUUGACAAUGUACAGAGGAAACAAUGGGAAGACACAAGUUGUAUGCAACUAGUUGGAAUAACAGACAAACGCGAAUUUAUAACUCACUUGAUAUUAAGCACAGUAUUUCAAACAUGCCUUAUGGCAUUUGGACGAACAAUUUUGUAUCUUGCAAUGAAACCAUCCGUAUGGAAAAAAUUUACAUGUUCAAGUUCAAGUAGGAUGACAUCUGCUUACGUUAUGUUUCAAAUAAUAUUUGAUUAUCAAAUGUUUGGAACAUUGGAUAGAAAAGCAUUCGUGCCAUGGAAAAGAAAGAUGGGCUUCCAAAAUAACGACAAGCAUAAAUUUUAUGAAGAAGACAGUAACUUUCUUUAUGUUGUUAAAUUAGAACCAAAGCCUGAUCUUUUAAAAACUCUUGGUGGAAAACAAGAUUUGAUAUACUUCUGGCAUUUUACUCGACGAAAUUUAUAUAAACUAAACAAUAGAGUGAUACCUACAUUAGAAAAAAUAAUACCAGGCUGUGGUUUGAGAUUAAUAGAAAAGAAUUUUAAUAUUUUUACUCAGUUUGAUGAUCUGACCCCACAUCAAAUUCUUGACCUCUUUCUAGAAUUUCGGUCGUGGCCGGAAUUCAAAGAAAGUAUAUUUGUAUUAGGUGCAACUGAUUCGCAAACAAUGUAUAAUACAGAUAUAUAUAAAUGAUAUAAUUUGCUGCUCGUAUAAUAUUUAUGUUCAUAUUUAUUAUAAUAUACUAAAAUAAAUUUUUCUACGAAA